This is a messenger RNA of Vidua macroura (Pin-tailed whydah), 669 nucleotides long. It is a transcript of the gene TMEM252, whose product is annotated as transmembrane protein 252. Lineage: Eukaryota; Metazoa; Chordata; Aves; Passeriformes; Viduidae. The transcript has 2 exons. The record is from RefSeq and is a predicted model, not a curated record. The coding region runs from base 64 to 669 and encodes 201 amino acids.
ACAGCAGAGAGAGCCAGCAAACAAACAGCAGACAGGAACAAAGUGCUGUGUCUUCUUCAAAAGAUGCCAAAAGGUCUUUUUACAUUCAUUCGUCUUCUUAUGCUUUUACUCAGUUUCUCUACUGUUUGCCUGGGAGUACUUUGCAUGUCCACAAAUUCCUCCAUGUGCAGAUGUGGAAACAACAAGCUAGUAUUUUAUUGCCUGUUAGCUUUGGGGCUCUGCCUCCUUGUUACUGGCAUUUUCUGGAGCACUUUCCAUGAAGUCCUGAAAUACAGGGCCCUUGGCAUCUUCAUUCGAAAUCCCAGCCACAGAGAACCACAUGUCUGCACCAUAGACAGGCCUGACUUCUAUCCUCCCUCUUAUGAAGACAGCAUAGAUCCUGAAAAACUGGUCUCCCCACUGUCAUUUGCCUCCACACUAAAACAGCAAGAAUUCAUCAAUAUUCCUCUGUUUCCAUACAGUGAAAGCAGUGCAGGGUUUGUCAGUGAAACAAAUGAGCAGGAACAGCCACCACCAUACACAUUAUCUCUGGAGCAGCAGCAAACAGCUGGCCAAGACCCAAAUCCCAGAAGCGGGUUAAAUUCUCAUAUAUUCAUGCAAGAAAUCAGUUGCCAGGAGGACACAGAUUUCCAGAGGAUCUCAGGAAGAGCAACACCUGUCAAAACAUGA